Molecule: messenger RNA, 2807 nt
Organism: Sander lucioperca (pikeperch)
Lineage: Eukaryota; Metazoa; Chordata; Actinopteri; Perciformes; Percidae
Gene: trip10b
Product: thyroid hormone receptor interactor 10b
Exons: 14
Coding region: 293-1804 (503 amino acids)
Biological process (GO): signal transduction
Molecular function (GO): protein binding
Source: RefSeq, a predicted model, not a curated record
CUCACAGGGACCCAAACUUGUUUCAGGAAAAGCGCCUGAACAAAUUUUCUCUCUCGCUAGCUAGAACGACACAGGACGGCCGCGUCAGUGCCAAGGAGAAGGCGUAGACUUCCUCCAAACAUUUCCUCCGCCAUCUCCGCUCUCGAGACUCAACGUUUUGGUGGAAUCUUUGUCACGAGAGGAGAGGGGUUUUUUUUACCUGCUAUUUCUUUCACCAAAAACCACCUGGUUGUUUUUUUUCCUUUAGAGGGAUUCCAGCUUUUCCUCAAACAUCUGAACUUGUUUUGCAGACAUGGACUGGGGAACAGAUCUUUGGGACCAGUAUGAUCACAUCGAAAAGCAUACGCAGUCAGGCCACGACCUGGUGGAUCGUUACAUUAAGUUUGUGAGGGAACGGACAGAAAUAGAGCAGAACUACGCCAAACAACUCAGGAGUCUAUCAAGGAAAUAUGCCAAACGAGGGAGCAAGGAAGAGCAAGACUGCAAAUUCAGCAAUCACGCAUCACUUCAGGAGAUCCUGAACGAGCUGAACGAUUACGCUGGCCAACGGGAGCUCAUAGCUGAAAACAUGAUGACCGGCAUCUGUGUGGAACUCACCAAGUACCUUCAAGAUCUAAAACUGGAACGCAAAACACACCUGUCUGAUGCCAAGAAGGCCCAGCAGAAUUUAGAGAUCAGCUUAAAAAACCUAGAAAGUAGUAAGAAGCGCUUUGCUAAGGAGUGGGCAGAGGCAGAAAAAGCCACACAACAAGCAGAGAAAAUAGAGAACGACCUUAAUGCCACCAGGCUUGAUGCAGAGAAAGCCAAGCAACAUGCCCAUGCCCGCACACACACAGCGGAGGAGUGCAGGAACGACUAUGCCGCACAGCUCCAGAAAUACAACAAGGAACAAAACUUCUUCUACUACACAGAGAUACCGCAGAUCUUCAAUAAAAUGCAAGACAUGGAUGAGCGGAGGAUUCGACGGCUGGCGGAGGGAUACUGCCAGUUUGCAGACAUCGAGAAAAAGGUGCUGCCCAUCAUCACCAAGUGUUUAGACGGAAUUUCUACAGCAGGGAAGAAAAUUAAUGAGAAACAGGACUCGAUACUGUUCAUAGAGCAGCACAAGUCUGGUUUUGAGCGACCUGCAGAUAUUGAGUUUGAAGACUACAUCCAAGGAAUCAAACCAGCAACCUCUGACUCCAGUCUCAACCCCCCUAAAGCUCGUGCCAAGCUCUGGCCUUUCAGCAAGAAGAACAAGGCACAUGCUGCAGAAGAUUUCUCUCACCUUCCUCCAGAGCAGAGGAAGAAGAAGCUACAGGCGAAGAUUGACGACAUCACCAAAGAGCUGCAGAAGACACAGGACCAAAGUGACGCACUGGAGAAGAUGAAGGGUGUGUACGAGAAGAAUCCACAGAUGGGAGACCCCUCCAGCCUGGAGCCUCAGAUCUCAGAAACUGCCCAGAACAUUGGCCGCCUGAGGGGGGAGCUUGCCAAAUAUGAGAUGUGGCUGUCAGAAGCAGUGGGAAGAGAGGAGACUUCCAAUGCCAUCAACAAUAAUUCUCAAUAUUGUGUUGUAGCAGCUGAACAGCCUCCGAACAUCUACACAGAGUUCGAUGACGAGUUUGACGACGUAGAAACUCCUGUCGGCCAGUGCACGGCUCUGUACACCUUCGAAGGCAACAGUGAGGGCACCGUUUCCAUUACAGAGGGAGAGAUGUUGACUAUAAUGGAGGAGGAUAAAGGAGAUGGAUGGAUGAGAGUCCUUAGAGCCAGUGGAGAAGAGGGCUAUAUACCUUCAUCCUAUGUCAAACUUGCCCCAUAACACACACACACACACACACACACACACACACACACACACACACACACUUAGAGUUUGUGAUGGGAAACAAGAGCCAAGGGUGAAUACAAAGUCAUCCACGAUAAUUGAAGCUGUUUUCUACAUCUUUUAUCUCAGCCGGUGACGUUUAUAGUGAGAUGAAAGUGAGUGAAGCUUGUUAUCAAUGAUGAUUGCAAUAUCAUACAGUCCCUGUCUCUGUGGCAGGACAGGCUGUCUCUAAACGCAGACUGUCUGAUCUUUAUAGAGUUAAGCUUUUAAAUCCAAACUUUUGAAUGUAUAUCUGAACUUUUUUGUCACAGCGUUAAGUGACUACUCGUGUAACAUAUUCAGCAUAAUAGUAGCCUAAAAGCUGCAUAUCUUUAUAUCCACUCACUUGACUUUCCCACUCAUCUCCAAUAACCUGCUGAACUUCUUUUUGUAAUACCGGCCCUCAUCUAAAACUUCUUGCCUGAUAGGAUAAUGUGAUUUUUUUCUUUUUGUCAUAGUGAUGAUAUGUUUUUUGACUUAUAACUGGAUGAAAACCACUACUCUAUAGGGAGUGCACACAUUCCAAUGUCUCUCAAUGGACUGUCAUGGUAAAGGGUUCACAUUUUUAAAUGUCUGUCUUACAACAAUAGUGAGGUGCCCAUAUGAAUAUUGAAAUAGGUUUUGCUUGCUGUCACCAUUCCUCUUGUUCAUACAGGCCCUGAAGAGAUCCCUUCCUAAUGUGCUUCUAAUGUAAUUCUAAUGUAAUUUCAAUUUUAUACUAAAAAGAGUAAAAAUGGAGGACUGCCUCAUAUUGGCUUCAAAUAAACAUUGGGAUUUAACAACAAACACACACAAAAACAAGGGCUGUGGAUUUCGUCCCUUAUCACUUACAUCAGAGGCACUUUAGGAAAGCAUGUUUUAAAGCCCAGUAUGAACAGGAAGAAUAGUUACAGCAAGCAAAAACUGCUUCAGUGUAUAUACUGUAUGGGAAUGUUUUGUUUCAAGAAGAAAAGAAAAA